UUCAACCGUCAACAUAAAACCUCAAUUUUACCUUAGUCAUUAUUUAAUAAUCGCCACGUUAAACCAUGUCGGAGUUUCUUAUUAAUAAAAAUAGUUCUUCUAAUUUCAAAAUGAAAACUGUAAAAGAAUACGAAAAAAGUGAAUCAAAUGAAAGACGUCGCAAUAUAUUACAUUUAAUAGCAUCGUAUUUAAAAGAUAGAAACUUAAUGGAUUCAUAUCAGUCGCUAUCAAACGAAGCUCAGUUAACAAAUCAAUACGAAGUAUGUGAUAACAUCGAUCUUGAUAUUAUAUUACAAGAAUACCAAAGUUAUUACUUUACGAAAUUUAAUAAAUAUCCAAAGUUGGUUAAAAAGUUAGAUGUUGACGUAAUAAAACAAGAUGAACAUCAUAAAAGGAAAUCUAAAACAUCUUUCGUGUCGCCAUCAAAUAAUAAUUCCACAAAUAAAGAUGUAGAAAAGAAAAAUGAUUCACGAUCAGCAGACGAAAACAUAAAGAAAUUUCAAAUUGCUGUAACUCAUUUAGACACAAAAAAGGACGGACAGAAAGGAGACGGUGAUAUUACGACUUCGAUUUUAUUACAAAAUAGGCUCAAUGCAAAAUCGCUGUGUGAUUUUAAACAAUACACACCUGAAUGGCGAGAAAUGGCUGACCUUAUUAUUAAGGAAAUCGUCCCGAAAAACUUGGGGGUGACUUGGAACGAUUGUAUUGGGUUAGAUGAGGGAAUUGAAAUUCUUAAGGAGACUCUUAUUUAUCCUAUGAAAUAUCCAGGUUUAUUCACCGGAUUGGUAACUCCUUGGAGAGGUGUUUUACUCCAUGGUCCUCCUGGUACUGGAAAAACGCAUUUAGCAAAAGCAGUAGCUUGCGAAGCUUCCUGUACAUUUAUUAACGUUCGAAGUAGUUCCUUCAUUAGUAAAUGGAGGGGAGAAUCUGAAAAAAUGUUAAAAGUAUUAUUCGACGUAGCAAAAUAUUAUGAACCAACAACGAUUUUUAUAGAUGAAGUAGACGCUAUCGCCAGUAAAUAUGAAGAUGGACAUGACGCAUCCAGACGAUUUAAAAGUGAAUUACUUAUUCAAAUGGAUGGCAUUUUAAACGGUGAUGAACAAGUAUUUGUGUUAGCCACUACAAAUGCACCUUGGAGUUUAGAUCCAGCGAUUUUGCGAAGAUUCGAAAAACGAUUAUUAUUGAAUUCACCCAAUCUUGAAGGGCGAGCAAAACUUUUCAAACACUUCCUCAAUAAGCACUCGAAUGACUUUCAAGAUGAAGAUUUUUUUAAAAUGGCAGAGUGGUCCAGUAAUUACUCAGGUGCUGAUAUAAAAUGCGUUUGCAAAGAGGUUAUCGUGGGCACAAUAAGAGAAGUAAUUAACGUUCGUGAUUCCAAUAAAGCUAAUCUUGAAUUACGAAAACCAAAUUUGAAUGAUGUAGUUAAAGCUCUUCGAAAGACAUUUCCUACGGCUAAUUCGGUCGCUAUUGAAAAAUAUGAUAGUUGGCAAAAGAAGUUUGGAAGCAUGUAAUGUUUAUAUUUUUAUUGUAUUUUAAUGAAAAAUAAAUUCACAAGGGAACUUUUAAAUAUCA
Onthophagus taurus is the source of this 1572-nucleotide messenger RNA. RefSeq names its product katanin p60 ATPase-containing subunit A-like 2. Gene Ontology annotation, molecular function: ATP hydrolysis activity; ATP binding; protein binding. NCBI's taxonomy places the organism in Eukaryota, Metazoa, Arthropoda, Insecta, Coleoptera, Scarabaeidae. The record is from RefSeq and is a predicted model, not a curated record.